Molecule: messenger RNA, 1828 nt
Organism: Acipenser ruthenus (sterlet)
Lineage: Eukaryota; Metazoa; Chordata; Actinopteri; Acipenseriformes; Acipenseridae
Gene: pla1a
Product: phospholipase A1 member A
Exons: 11
Coding region: 176-1567 (463 amino acids)
Biological process (GO): lipid metabolic process
Molecular function (GO): lipase activity; carboxylic ester hydrolase activity
Source: RefSeq, a predicted model, not a curated record
AUCCUAAAUAAUACACGAAAAAAGAAGAAAAUAAAUGAGAGGAGGACUGCUUCUUGGUUAUUUAAAAAAAGUGUGUGUCUAUUCCUGCAAUCAUUAAUCAGGUUGACUGGUAAUUAUUAAGCCAGAGAGCACCAAGGAGUGUGGGGUUUUGUCUUGUGAGCUCUUACUUCAAAAAAUGGCUGGGAUCUGGAAAAUAGUUUUAACCCUGUUUGGGCUACUUGUACUUUGCAGUCAACUUCUAGAAGGGGCAGAGGAAGACCUUGCUGCUGCAUCCGACUGCACUAACUUUCAAACUACCACCUGGAAGCAGUACCUUGGAGAGAACAAGCUGCAAGUCCAAUAUCUCAUCUUCACCCCUCAGAACAGGAACUGUGCCAGCAUCGUCAGUGGGGGCUCAAUAGAGGAGAUCCAGGCUUCCAAUUUCAAUUCCUCCCUGGACACAAAAGUGAUUAUCCUCGGGUAUAGGGCACUGGGGAAUAAACCUUCCUGGAUUGAUGACCUGGUCCAAGCUCUCCUGAAUGCCGCUGAGGUGAAUGUUUUGGUGGUGGACUGGUUAUAUGGAGCAUCCUCUGUGUAUAAUGUUGUGGUCCAAAACUCCCAGGAGCUGUCUGUGGACAUUUCAAUUGUCAUAAAUAAUCUCAUUGCACUUGGAAGUAUGCAAGAAUCAUUUCAUUUUAUUGGAGUGAGUCUAGGGGCUCAUGUGGCUGGAUUCGUGGGCAGUAUCUUUGGUGGAAAACUAGGGCGAAUCACAGGGUUGGAUCCUGCAGGGCCUAUGUUUACGAAAGCAAGUACGGACAUGCGCCUUGAUCCCAGUGAUGCUCUCUUUGUGGAGGCCAUUCACACAGAUAUGGACAAUUUUGGCAUAAGGAUUCCCAUUGGCCAUAUUGAUUAUCAGAUCAAUGGAGGAAAAGACCAGCCUGGUUGCAGUAAGUCACAAACCUCAUCGAUUUUUCUCUAUUUUCCAGUAUUUCGUUAUAUGAUUUGUGACCACAUGAGGGCAGUACACCUCUAUAUCAGCGCCAUCACUAAUCCUUGUCCGCUGCUGGCUUUCCCCUGCCAAAGUUAUGAAGAUUUUGUCACUGGAAAAUGUUUGAAUUGUGACCACCCUUUCGGUGGCUCUUGUCCCAGAAUAGGGUUGCUUAGAAAUGGCGGAAUUACAGUUAACCCACUGCCAAAAGAAGAAGUCUUCAUGUUGACAACAGAUGCACCACCUUUCUGUGCUCAUCACAUUCUUGUGGAUUUGCACGUAACUCAGCUGAGCAGAAGCAGUCGUAUCCAGGUGACUCUCAAGAGUGAAGGGGUUACCCAGUCGCAUAGCCAGGUUAAACUACAGAAAGGUGUUUCGGGGUCUAAAAUGGUGAUGGCUCACUCAACGAUGCUUUGUAAAAUAGACUCCAUUGAACUGAAGAAUACAGGCACUCGGUUCUACCGAAAAGAUGAAAUUGACAUUGUGAAAAUCUGCAUUUCAGAAGUCCCUUCUGACAGGAAGGAAUCUCUCUGCGUUGAGAACAUCAAGCUUAAGGAAGGCAAUCCAUGGUCCCAUGACUUUGUGAAGCUCUGUAACUAAGAAAUAACUACUGAGCUCAUAACACAGGUCAUCCCUGAACAAAAACCAACAUAUCGGUGGCCUCACUGACCCAGUUAAAUGUGUAUGCUGAAGAAGUAAUGUAUAGUAAUAGAAGUUUGCCUUUUUUUAUGUUAUGCAGUAGUUGCAUUUUUCUGUGUUGCCUAUCCUAAAAAAUAUAUUUGUGCAAGUCUUCUUGAAAAACUAAUACUUCAUUUGUAUGCUGCUUCUCUUCAGAUAGUGGUUAUAAAGUUGUUUAACUAA